Messenger RNA from Ipomoea nil (Japanese morning glory), 1798 nucleotides. Its product is annotated as phospholipase A1-Ibeta2, chloroplastic-like. The record is from RefSeq and is a predicted model, not a curated record. Gene Ontology annotation, biological process: lipid metabolic process. Gene Ontology annotation, molecular function: glycerophospholipase activity. The coding region runs from base 157 to 1722 and encodes 521 amino acids. The transcript has a single exon. Lineage: Eukaryota; Viridiplantae; Streptophyta; Magnoliopsida; Solanales; Convolvulaceae.
CCACCAUUGUUGACCUCCAUUAUUGAUCUUAUCAAGCCUUCUGAAAAUUUCCAGGCUUCAACUAAUAAACCUUUUGUAUCCCUUUGAUCAUCGUCCUCUUUAAGAAUCUCAGAUCAGCUAGCACUAAUUUCUCUCUCUAAAUUUCAACCCAAAACCAUGGCCAUGGGCAUCAGCUCAACUCUUCACAUCUUUCAGGCAAGGCGGGCCAACUUCAAGUGCACCGGCGGCUCGCCGCUUAACCCCUCGGCACGGGCGGCUAAUAACACAGAAAGCUUGAAAAAUCACCUUUCCAACCUUGAGAAGUUGCUUCAGAGUAAGGAAUCGGAGGAAAGGCCGCCGGAAGUGGAAGAAGUCGGUGAUGGGGUGAACGGGGAUGAAGGGAGAGGGCUCCUGGGAGGGCUGAACUUGACCAGGAUUUGGCCGGAGAUGAAGGCGGCGGAGGAGAUGUCGCCUAGGAAUUUGAAUAGGUUGCAGAGGUUGCUGUCGAAGUCGCAGAUGGAAUACUCGCCGCGGAAUGUUCUCGGCCGCCGGUGGCGGGAGUAUCACGGCGGUAAUGACUGGUCGGGUAUGCUGGACCCGCUCGACGACAAUCUCCGGCGGGAGAUGGUCCGGUACGGCGAGUUUAUUCAGGCGGCGUAUCACUGCUUCCACUCCAACCCCGCCACGUCGCCGGAAGAAGGCCCGACGCAUCCCCGGAGCGUGGCCUUGCCGGAUAGGUCAUAUAAGGUGACGAAGAGUCUGUACGCCACGUCAUCUAUCGGUUUGCCCAAGUGGGUGGAUGAUGUGGCGUCGGAUCUCGGGUGGAUGACUCAAAGGUCAAGUUGGAUUGGCUAUGUGGCUGUGUGUGACAACCAACGGGAGAUCCAACGAAUGGGAAGGAGGGAUAUCGUGAUCGCCUUGCGCGGAACUGCCACGUGUCUUGAAUGGGCUGAAAAUGUUAGAGAUUUUCUAGUUCAAAUGCCAGGACAACACGACCCAACCCAAGGACAACCGAAAGUGGAAUGUGGAUUCUCGAACUUAUAUCAAACAGGUGGAGCUCAUAUGCCGAGCCUAGCUAAAUCAGUGGCCGAUGAAGUGAAAAGACUUAUGGAACAAUACAAAGGCGAAGAGCUAAGCAUCACCGUGACCGGGCAUAGCCUUGGGGCAGCGUUGGCCCUUCUAGUGGCCGAUGACCUAAGCACAAUCGCACCGAACGCACCUCCAGUCGCAGUGUUUUCCUUCGGUAGCCCUCGGGUGGGUAACCGAGCCUUUGCUAACCGACUCAACUCAAAAAAUGUUAAGGUAUUACGCAUCGUCAACACUCAAGAUGUCAUCACCAAAGUUCCUGGCAUGUUCGUGAGCGAAUCCCUAGACAAAAAGCUUAGGGAAUCAGGAGCAACAGCAGGGUUACUUAACAUGCUAGACAAUAACAUGCCGUGGGCAUACUCUCAUGUCGGAACAGAAUUAAGAGUAGACACGCGGAUGUCCCCGUUUCUAAAACCUGAUGCAGAUGUAGCGUGCUGUCACGACUUGGAGGCAUAUCUACACUUGGUAGAUGGGUUUCUAGCAUCAAAUUGUCCAUUUAGAUCUAAUGCCAAAAGGAGUUUGGUGAGAUUGGUGAACGAGCAAAGGUCUAACAUCAAAAAGUUGUAUACUAGCAAAUCAAAUAAGCAAAGUAGUCUAAGUCUUGAAACUGCUCAUCUUAGUCAUUUCAAUGCUCCUGCUUUACCUAGUCCAUCUUGAUAUCAUUGAAGAAUGCUUCUUGUACAAAAUAUUAUUUUAGUGUAAUAAUUAAAGUGUUUAUCUUAAUUUUAUCUUC